AUGUAUCUAUUUACCAUAAUAGGAGCACCACAACAGGAGCACACAACAGGAGCACCACAACAGGAGCACUACAACAGAAGCACCACAAAUGGAACACUGCAACAGGAACACUACAACAUGAGCACCACAACAGAAGCACCACAAAUGGAACACUACAACAGAAGCACCACAAAUGGAACACUGCAACAGGAACACCACAGCAUGAGCACCACAACAGAAGCACCACAAAUGGAACACUACGACAGAAGCACCACAAAUGGAACACUACGACAGAAGCACCACAAAUGGAACACUGCUACAGGAGCACCACAACAGGAACACCAUAAUAGGAGCACAGCAGGAACACAAAAACAGGAUCAAGUAACAGUAUCCCCACCCAGGAACUCUGCAAUAAGAACACCACAACAGGACCACCGUAACAGGAACACCACAACAGGAACACUACAACAGGAACACCACAACAGGAUCACCGUAGCAGUAGCACCGUAA
Molecule: messenger RNA, 489 nt
Organism: Homarus americanus (American lobster)
Lineage: Eukaryota; Metazoa; Arthropoda; Malacostraca; Decapoda; Nephropidae
Exons: 1
Coding region: 1-489 (162 amino acids)
Source: RefSeq, a predicted model, not a curated record